AUGAAUCGGUCAACGAUCAUCGUGCCGCUCGCGGGAGUCGUGUGGUUCGUGGAUCUGUUUAACUAUUACGCGAAUGGCGCCAACGACGCGGAGCUCAGCAGCAAAGAACUGCAGCUCGACACCAAGGUUUUCUAUUUCGAUGUUGGCGAGAACGCCCGGGGCCGCUUUCUGAAGGUGUCGGAGGCCAGCAUGGCGCGCGCGCGCUCCACUAUCAUCGUACCAGCGGGAGGCCCCGCGGCGGAGGGAUGGGCGGCGUUCCGCAACGUGCUGGUGGAGAUCCACGAGGCGUCCAUCGCGCUCCCCACGAACAAUGCGUCCGGCGCCGUUCCCGCCACGCAGGUUGACGGUUCGUUCCAUCACACGCCGGUUGCUGCCGCACCCGCGGCGGCACCAGCCGCCGGCGGCGCGGCGGAGGGAGGCGCAGGAGCGCCAUCGGCGGGCACCGCGGGCGGCCCGUCGACGGGCGGCGGUAGCGGGCCGGGCAGCAACGUGUUGGCGUCGCGCGUGAUCCGCGCGGAGCAGAAGCGGUUCUUCCUCGACCUGGGUUCGAACGUUCGCGGGCAGUUUCUCAAGGUUUCCGAGGUGCAAGGCACGGACCGGUCGGUGAUUAUAAUCCCGGCGCAGGCGUUGGAGCAGAUUCACGAGGCGCUGGGGCAGUUUGUGCAGGUGCUCAAGGCACAGCCGCCGCCCUCGCCGCUGGUGCGCACACUCGCCCCUCAGCCCAAGCGCACCGGCGACUCCUAG
Closterium sp. NIES-65 is the source of this 744-nucleotide messenger RNA. The record is from the annotation of a GenBank genome assembly. Lineage: Eukaryota; Viridiplantae; Streptophyta; Zygnematophyceae; Desmidiales; Closteriaceae.